Molecule: messenger RNA, 4027 nt
Organism: Oncorhynchus nerka (sockeye salmon)
Lineage: Eukaryota; Metazoa; Chordata; Actinopteri; Salmoniformes; Salmonidae
Product: zinc finger protein 501-like
Exons: 2
Coding region: 232-1734 (500 amino acids)
Biological process (GO): regulation of transcription by RNA polymerase II
Cellular component (GO): transcription regulator complex; chromatin; PcG protein complex
Molecular function (GO): RNA polymerase II cis-regulatory region sequence-specific DNA binding; DNA-binding transcription factor activity, RNA polymerase II-specific
Source: RefSeq, a predicted model, not a curated record
GAAACAGCUCGCCAACCACCCCGGUAGCUUGCUAGCCAACAUAGCCGAAAGAUUCCAGCUAUUUAUACGCUUUCGGUGUAUAUUACCUACUGUGUUUUAGACACACUUCUGUCAUAUCUACUUGUUAAACUAUUUAAUAUUACGUUAUUUUGUAUUAGUCAACUAUAGUAGUUGGCUGGUUAAGUUAGCACUAGCCUAGUCACUAAUGAUAGCUAGCUAACAUCCCUGAACAUGAGCUCCCUAAACUUCUCUCCUGUUGAAGAAGAGGAGGUCUGCUGGACGGAGAAAGAAACUCUGGGGCUGAACAUUGUCGUGAAAGAGGAGAAGGAAGAGGAGGAUGUCACAGUUAAACAAGAAGUAGAGGGUGAGGCUGUUACAGUGAAAGAAGAAGAGGAAGACGUUUCAGUGAAAGAAGAGGAGGCAGAGAAAGAGGAUGCAGUUUUUGGAGUGAAGGAGGAAGGGGAGAUUACAGUCACAUUGAAAGAUGAAGAUGAGGAGAUGGGAGAUCUGAUUAACACCAGAGAGAUACCAGACUCUGACAGCAAGAAGAGUCCUUCAGGGGAACCAGACCCAGAGACGCCCAAACCAGCGAGACGACACCACUGCUCCCACUGUGAAAAGAGUUUUCGCUGGUUAGGGAAUCUAAAGCACCAUGAGAGGACACACACAGGAGAAAAGCCAUACCACUGCUUCCAAUGUGAAAAGAGAUUUUCCGGAUCAGGGGACUUAAAAGCUCAUGAAAGGACACACACGGGAGAAAAGCCUUAUCACUGUUCCCAGUGUGGAAAGAGUUUUACUGUGUUAAAUAACCUGAAAAGGCAUGAGAGAAUACACAAAGGAGAAAAGCCUUUUCAAUGUUCCCAGUGUGGAAAGAGUUUUACCCUGUUAGCUAAUCUGAAAAGGCAUGAGAGAAUACACACAGGAGAAAGUCCUUAUCGCUGUUCCCACUGUGGAAUGAGUUUUAUUCAGUUGGCGAGCCUGAAGGCACAUGAGUGGACACACACAGAAGAAAAGCCUUUCCAGUGUUCCCAGUGUAGAAAGAUUUUUACCCUGUUAGCUAACUUGAAAAGGCAUGAGAGAAUACACACAGGAGAAAAGCCUUACCAUUGCUUCCAUUGUGAAAAGAGAUUUUCCCGAUCAGGGGACCUAAAAGCUCAUGAGUGGACACACACAGGAGAAGAACCUUUCCAUUGUUCCCAGUGUGGAAAGCGUUUUACCGUGUUAGCUAACCUGAAAAGGCAUGAGAGAAUACACACGGGAGAAAAGCCUCAUCACUGUUCCCACUGUGGAAUGAGUUUUAUUCAGUCAAGGAGCCUGAAGGAGCAUGAGUGGACACACACAGGAGAAAAGCCUUUCCAAUGUUCCCAGUGUGGAAAGAGUUUUAUCGUGUUAAGUAACCUAAAAAGGCAUGAGAGAAUACACACAGGAGAAAAGCCAUUCCAAUGUUCCCAUUGUGGAAACAGUUUUACUCAGAGAGGGCACCUACAAGAGCAUGAGAGAAUUCACACAGGAGAAAAGCCUUACCACUGCGCCCAGUGUAAAAAUAGAUUUUCCCGAGUAGGGGACCUAAAAGCUCAUGAGAGGACACACACAGGAGAAAAGCCUUUCCAAUGUUCCCAGUGUAGAAAGAGUUUUACUGUGUUAGCUACCCUGAAAAGGCAUGAGAGAAUACACACAGAAGAAAAUCCGGACACAGAAGAAAAUCCGGGCACCGAAGACGUGGCUGUCGAUUAAGGCAACCCCUCACACCUCUCUGAUUCAGAGGGUUUGGGUUAAAUGCGGAAGACACAUUUCAGUUGAAUGCAUUCAGUUGUACAACUGACUAGGUAUCCCCCUUUCCCUUUGCCUAUAGAGCUCUGCUAUAAACAUGAGAGCAAGAUUAGAUUUUAUGUUCUGCAUUAUUAUUAUUAUUAUUGCGGCAGCCACCAAGUUAAGAAAUUAUGGAAUGUUCUGAAAACUGACUUCAGGUUUUUGAGGAAUCUAGUCUCGCAGGAAGACAGUUUUAUUUUAUGAAGGUUUGAUUCAGUUCUCUUCUUAGUAUUUAACUAAAUACUAUGUCUUUGGUAUGAGAGGGACUAGACUUAUUACUGUUCCCACUGUGGAAUGACUUUUCUUCAGUUAGGGAGCCUGAAGGAGCAUGAGUGGACAAACACAGGAGAGAAGCUUUACCACUGCUCCCAGCGUAAAAUUGAUUUUCACGAGUCGGGGACUUAAAAGCUCAGGAGAGGACACACACAGGAGAAAAGCCUUUCCAAUACUCCCAGUGUGGAAAGAGUUUUGUCUGGUUAAGGAGUCUGAAGGAGCAUAAGAAGACACACCAAAAAAGCCCUUACCACUCCUCUCUCUCUCUGUGUGGAAGGACAUUUUCCCAGUCACAGAACCUGAAAUCACAUGAGAGAAUAAAGUCGCUGUGUUCUGACUUAUAUUUUUGACUGAGAAUUUGUGUUUUUGUUUAUGCCACAUGAAAUCAUAUUGUUUAUUAUUAAACCUGUCCCACAGUUGGUCCCACAGUUGACAAUGCCCGUCAGAGCAUACACCAAGCAAUGAGUUCGAAGAAAUUGUCAAUAGAGGUCAGAGACAGGAUCGUGUCGAGGCACAGAUCUGGGGAAGGGUACCAAAAAAUGUCUGUAGCAUUGAAGGUCCCCAAGAACACAGUGGUCACCAUCAUUCUAGAAUGGAAGAAGUUUGGAACCACCAAGACUCUUCCUAGAGCUGGCCGCCUGCCAAACUGAGAAAUGGGGGUAGAAGGGCCUUGGUCAGGGAGGUGACCAAGAACCCGAUGGUCACUCUGACAGAGCUCCAGAGCUCCUCUGUGGAGACGGGAGAACCUUCCAGAAGGACAAUCAUCUCUGCAGCACUCCACCAAUCAGGCCUUUGUAGUAGAGUGGCCAGACGGAAACCACUCUUCAGUAAUAAGAACAGGACUUCCUGCUUGUAGCCAAAAGGCACCUAAAGACUGAACUCUUUGGCCUGAAUGCCAAGCGUCUCGCCUGGCAUAAAGCAUGGUGGUGGCAGCAUCAUGCUGUGGGGAUGUUUUUCAGCGGCAGGGACUGGGAGACUAAUCAGAAUCGAGGGAAAGAUGAACGGAGCAAAGUACAGAGAGAACCUUGAUGAAAACCUGCUACAGAGAACUCAGGACCUCAGACUGGGGCAACGGUUCACCUACCAAGAGUACAACAGCCUUAAGCCCACAGUCAAGACAACGGCGGAGUUGCUUCAGGACAAGUCUCUGAAUAACCUUGAGUGGCCCAGCCAGACCCCGGACUUGAACCCGAUCGAACAUCUCUAGAUAGACCUGAAAAUAGCUGUGCAGUGACGCUCCCCAUCCAACCUGACAGAGCUUGAGAGGAUCUGCAGAGAAGAAUGGGAGAAACUCCCCAACAAAGUCGGAACGUUCAAGUUCUUUAGACAAUUUCAUGGUUUAUUUGCCACUAUGAUUUAAACAUACUUAUGUGGAAACAACUAGCUACCCCAUUUAAUUUAAUAUUUUACGUUGUAAGUCAACUAGCUGGCUUGUGUGAGGAUUCUGUGUUAUGCAACAUAGCUGACUUGAGACAUUGUUAACAGUUUCAGGGCCAUGGUCCUUUCUCAUGAUGGAAAAAUACAGAAUAACAUGAAGACAGGAACUGUGCAAUGAGUUGUGGGGGCACAUUCAGAACGUAGUGCUGCGAGAACAAAUGGUCUUUUGUUAGAUAACAGGAGCCAGGUGCGUGGUAACUGUAUCGAGCAUGGGUGCAUAGAUAUUCUACACAACUACAACGACUGACCGCUGAAGCGUCUAGGGGGCUGGGACCAGCUCUGGCGCCAACAAUCAACGAUAGGCUGAGUGACUUUAAACCACGCCCAGUCUCUACUCUGACAGGCCGGCUCGGAAGCAGGAACUACUUCUGUCAGAGACUAUUAUAAUAUCUUUGUCAGGAACAAGUCAGUUCUCUGUUUGCCCUGUGAGGUGGGACAGAGAGCCCGUAUAUACGAAAAUUGCAUUUACUACUUAUUGCUUAGCUAAUAAAAAGUACAUAGUAUACAA